This is a messenger RNA of Schizophyllum commune H4-8, 1193 nucleotides long. RefSeq lists its product as uncharacterized. The transcript has 4 exons. Bases 16 to 1014 code for a protein of 332 amino acids. Gene Ontology annotation, molecular function: protein binding. The record is from RefSeq and is a predicted model, not a curated record. Lineage: Eukaryota; Fungi; Basidiomycota; Agaricomycetes; Agaricales; Schizophyllaceae.
UCGUCUUCAUCCCUCAUGUCAUCUCCUCACCGCGGGAAUCCCAACAAGCGGCAGAGAACAGAAGAAGCGGAGGAGAACCAUCCCGCGGACGUGGAACCCGCGACGCGCGAUGAGAAGCACUGGUAUAGCGACGGGUCGCUUGUCCUGCGAGUUGAGGGGACGCUUUUCCGCGUGCACAAGACACUUUUGGCUACGAACUCGGAGAUAUUCCGAGAUAUGCUAACCGUGCCGCAACCUCCUGUACACGACGACGUGGAUGGAUGCCCUUCGGUAACCCUUCAGGGCGACUCGGUUAAUGGCUGGCGGCAUGUCCUGGAUACGCUCUACGAUGCGUCGUUCCUCUCCGCACUGCACCUCCGCAAGCUCGGCGACACACUGCCCAUCGUCUCCGAUGUCGUUCGCAUAGCGACCAAGUACCGCUUCACAGGCCUCCGUCGCGAGUGUCUGGCCAUCCUUGGUCGCCACUUCCCCACCUCCCUUGACACCGUCCCCCAGAAUCCCCGGAAUCGACCAUCGCUCGAGCAGGCUACCGCCGUAAUCAACCUCGCGCGCGAGAUCGGCGGCCUUUCCCUUCUCCCCUUCGCCUACCUCAUCUGCAUCAAUGCUGUGGACCGUGACGACCCAUCAAUCAUCUACCGCGACCUACCUAUAUCCUUCGAAGACAAGGCGGCGGCACUGCAGGGCCUGCACACGGUCUUGAACGCCCAGGCCGAGGAAAUGUUCCCCUAUGCGUAUGAAGAUGCGGAGACGGCUACGCUAGGGUGCAGUGAACGAUGUAGUACCAAAGAAGCCUUCGAGUGCUUCGUGGAAGACUCCGGGUAUCUGCAUUUCUUUCAUGGUGAACCAUUCGACGAGUUCUGCAUCGCGCACGAAUUUCUGUGUCUUCGUUGCAGGAACCACGUUAACGAGGUGUUUGCGGGCGGGAAGUGGAGGAUUUGGAAGAGACUUCCCGAAUUUUUCUGCCUUGCGGAGAACUGGGAGGAGUUGAUUCGGCUCCAGGACCUAGAUAGCUAAUGCGAUUCAUCUCUUCAUUUGCAUCGGACCUACGAUCGAAUCCAAAGCAGUGUCCGUGCGCUCGGUAACCAUGGUACGACACGGAGGCGCUCGACCUUGUAGCGCACAAUGCCUCGGGAGCUUCGGCCUAUUGUUCCCUUUUUGGAACAAUGACGACGCCUAUCCGGGGAUAUCGGAGA